Messenger RNA from Phoenix dactylifera (date palm), 2571 nucleotides. Its product is annotated as choline transporter protein 1-like. The record is from RefSeq and is a predicted model, not a curated record. Lineage: Eukaryota; Viridiplantae; Streptophyta; Magnoliopsida; Arecales; Arecaceae. Gene Ontology annotation, cellular component: membrane. Gene Ontology annotation, biological process: transmembrane transport. Gene Ontology annotation, molecular function: transmembrane transporter activity.
CGGAAGUGCAGGGAUUUGGUGUUCCUCGUCAUCUUCAUCGCCUUCUGGGUGGCCAUGAUCGUCAACUCCAGCUUCGGAUUCAACCAAGGAAACCCAGUUCGCUCGGAUGUUUCCUUUCUGGGAAUGGAGACUUGUGUACGAACUCGGUCCUGCAUUCUUUGAAAGAAUUUUCUAAGUUGAGGUGAAGAUGGCCUAAGAUGGGAGGAAAAGGCGGCAUUGCCGGAUUUAUCUGGGAGGUCUUGGAGUAACGCCAAUUGUUUCGUUAGGUAACGAGUAAACCUGAGUGCUAGAAAAUGCGAACUUUUGGAAUUUAUCUAAUCCGUUCGGAGAUCCAAAUAUGGCACAAGCUGCAUCACGUUGAUCAAUCUCACCAUUUUUUUAUGGAGACUAUGUUUGAUGGCUGCCGUAGCCUUCUUGGUUGAGACUUGUUCUUGAUAUUUGACCCCAUUUUCAAGGGCUCACCUAUGGACUGGACUACAAAGGAAAUGUUUGUGGCAACAAACAUGCUAACCCGGAUUUACGUGAACUGGAGGUUAGGUACUGGUUGAAUCCUAACCAGGUCUAUCAAAGUGGUUUGAAGAGUAGCCAUUUCAGUCUGGCUGAUGCUAAGAGUAUCUGCUUGAUGGAAUGUCCCAUUCCUUCGGAAGAUGGCCUCAACUUCAUCUGUGAUUAUCCAGAGGGUGACAUUCGCCUCUCAGUGGAUGAUUGGAUUGACAGGGACUAUGAUUAUUUUGAGUUUCUUACACCAGAGAUGAGGAAUAGCUCCCUUCAACUCCAAGGUCCAUGUUACCCUAUAAUAUUUCCAAGUGUAAAUGUUUAUUGGAGCUGCCAGUUCAUAGCACGUCCAUCCAACAUUUCUUUGAGGCAUUGGCAGCAGAUGGGUGGAGUUACCAUUGAGGAGAACAUAUUAAUAGAUAAAACUAUUCACAGGGCCAUCAAUUCUCCAUCUGCUGUCUUAAAGAGAUAUGUGGCGGAUAUUGGAAAGGCAUGGCCUGUGUUGAUCGUUUGUGGGGGAAUCCUGCCACUAUUUUUAUCUGUGAUUUGGCUAUUAAUGAUUCGCCACUUUGUUGCUGGAAUGACAUGGAUAACAGUGAUUCUCUUCAAUGCCCUUAUAAUAUCUGUUACAAUGUUUUACUACACAAAAGCUGGAUGGAUUGGACAUGAUGCCAUCUCAGUUGUCAUUGAUGAAAGUGAUCCAUAUGUCAACAUAAGUGGGAGGGAAAUAAAUCACAUUCGUGCUGUAGCUGUUCUUAUGACGGUUGUAAUGAUCAUCACAUUUCUUUCUUCAAUAGCCAUUGUCCGCCGUAUUCUUAUAGCAACAUCUGUUCUGAAGGUUGCUGCAAAGGUCAUAGGCGAAGUUCAGGCUCUUAUUGUUUUUCCAAUUUUGCCAUAUUCUAUCCUUGCAAUCUUCUAUAUGUUUUGGUUUUCUGCUGCACUCCAUCUUUUCAGCUCUGGUGAGAUCAUCAGAAAUGAUUGCAAUGCCAAUUGCUGUUCAUAUGACCUUAAGUCCAACAGGGUGAAUUGUGAUAGUUGUUGUGGCUACAGCAUCCAUUACACCCCCCAUAUUGGAAUCUCCAUCCUUUUUCACCUAUUUGGGUGUUACUGGGCAACUCAGUUCAUCAUUGCAUGCUCGUCAACUGUUAUUGCUGGAUCAGUUGCCUCUUAUUACUGGGCUCGUGGUGAAAUUUCGGAGAUUCCAUUUCUCCCUGUAUUUUCUUCUAUGAAGCGCCUUCUAUGUUACAGUCUCGGAUCUGUGGCUCUUGGUUCACUGGUUGUAUCCAUUGUUGAAUGGUUUCGGUUUAUACUUGAGUCACUCCGCCGCAGGUUAAAACUUGCAGAUACUGCUCCUGUAAGCUGUAUGGGAAAAAUGAUGUCCUCUUCUUCACAGUGCUGCCUAGGGUGCAUUGAUUGGACCAUCAAUUCUGUGAAUCGGAAUGCAUAUAUUAUGAUUGCCAUUACUGGCAAAGGGUUCUGCAAAGCAUCUGCAAUUGCUACAGGUCUAAUUAUGAAUAAUAUAUUGCGCAUAGGAAAAGUGAAUGUCAUUGGAGAUGUUAUUCUCUUUCUUGGGAAGUUGUGUGUCAGUCUCUUCUGUGCACUGUUUGCAUUCCUCAUGUUGGACACUCACAAAUAUAAAUCUGCCCACAACAGGAUUUCAUCCCCUUUGUUCCCUGUUCUGGUAUGCUGGGCCCUUGGUUAUAUAGUCGCAGCCCUCUUCUUUGCAGUUGUGGAGAUGUCGAUCGACACAAUCAUCCUCUCCUUCUGCCAAGAUGCAGAAGAGCAUCAAGGGACUGCACAAUGCGCACCUCCCCUUCUCAUGGAGACGCUCGAUGGCGAAGGAGAAACGCAGAGACUAACCCAAGGAUCUUGAGCACAUGUGUGUUUUUCUUGUUAUGUUGUUCAGAUCAGCAAUCCAAAAGGGAAAGCUUCAUCCCUUUACCCGGCGUCUUCCGCUCAUUUUUCUUUUUUGCUGUUUGUUGCGGAAGUUCACCUUCCUAUACUAAAUUACAUCCUUGUCAAUUAAUUUCAUGAGUUAUAACCAUUGAUCCAGAAGUAAGGAUGAUCUUUCUACAA